AUGGCGUGCCGCCGGUGGAUCUCUUGUGCCGGGAAGCGGAGGAGGGAGCCGCGGUGCGAGCGUAUUCCUUUGAAAGAUGUGAGAAAUAUAUUUGGAUUGGGGAAGCACAAAGCAGAAGUAAUCAUCUCGUCAUAUAGAAAGGGGCUUGCAAAAUCCUUUAAUAUUGAUUUCGCUGCAGCUCCUAGGAAAGCACUGUUCCUCCAAAAUCUCUGCGAUGAGUUACAGUUUGAUCCUGAGCUUACUAGCAAGAUGCAUGAAGAACCGACAGACAAGAUUAUAUCUUCCGCCAGCCGCACUGGAAGCAGAGUCAUCGGUCAUCAGGUUGUUGCUUGCGCAAUCAAGCCUGCACUGAUUAUUCUUCAACAAUAUAGGCAAAUCAUUCACAAUCAAUCAAUGUGCAGUGGCGUCAGCCGUGUUCUCAAUGAGGACGAAGACUUCUUGAUCGUGUACUCAUCUAAAAGCUCAAAGGGAACGUUGUUUCCUGUACGAUCAAUGCUUGUCUUCUUCAUUGCACUAUUUGGUUUGUAUGCCUGCUACUUCUCCUUCACUCAAAUAGCCUUAGAAAAUGAAGAAGAAAUGAACGGAGCAGAAGAACGAACAAACGUUCUAUGCAAAAGACCUUCAGAAAUUCCAUAUGAUCAGAUGCAGUAUGUGCACUUUCCAAGACCUAUGAGUUACGACAGGGGAGAAUGCGCAUGUACCCCGGUCCGUUUCCUCGUCAUUAUAUCUAUGCAAAGAUCAGGCAGUGGGUGGUUUGAGACUCUGCUCAACAGCCACCCCAAUGUGAGCUCAAAUGGUGAAAUCUUCUCGGUGAGGGAGCGCAGAGAGGAUAUUGCGUCGAUCUUGUGGACUCUUGACAAGCUGUAUGAUUUGGAUUGGCGCACCAGCGCAGCAAAAAAUGAAUGCACGGCUGCAUUUGGAUUGAAGUGGAUGCUAAAUCAGGGUCUUAUGGAUUAUCCAGAUGAGAUUGUGGAUUAUUUGAUCAAAAAGGGUGUGAUGGUGAUAUUUCUCUUCAGGAGGAAUACAUUAAGGAGGCUCGUCUCUGUGUUAGCGAACGACCAUGACAAAAAGGAGAAGCAGUUGAACGGCACCCACAAAGCGCAUGUGCACUCACAAGAGGAGGCUGAGAUCCUAGCGAGGUUCAAACCGGAGGUGGACGUGUCAUCUCUGAUCCCAAGCAUGAGAAGCGCGGAGCAGUCCAUGGACGCCUGCCUGCGCCGCUUCCGCGCCACGCGCCACAUGAUCCUCUACUACGAGGACUUAAUCCGCGACAACAAUGCGCUGUCUCGGGUGCAGGAGUUCCUGGGGCUCCCGGUGAGGAGGCUGUCCAGCAGGCACGUCAAGAUCCACACCAGCCCACUCCCGGACCUGGUGGACAACUGGGAGGACGUGAGACGCACGCUCAAGCCCACGGAGUUUGCUCGUUUCCUUGACGGCUGA
Messenger RNA from Triticum turgidum subsp. durum (durum wheat), 1440 nucleotides. The record is from the annotation of a GenBank genome assembly. NCBI's taxonomy places the organism in Eukaryota, Viridiplantae, Streptophyta, Magnoliopsida, Poales, Poaceae.